Molecule: messenger RNA, 886 nt
Organism: Homalodisca vitripennis (glassy-winged sharpshooter)
Lineage: Eukaryota; Metazoa; Arthropoda; Insecta; Hemiptera; Cicadellidae
Product: ATP-dependent DNA helicase chl1-like
Exons: 4
Biological process (GO): establishment of sister chromatid cohesion
Cellular component (GO): nucleus
Molecular function (GO): DNA binding; ATP binding; DNA helicase activity
Source: RefSeq, a predicted model, not a curated record
AUAAUCUAGUGAGGCUGUUCCUGUUUCCAAGUUACUACAUGAAUCAGACUAGUGUUUCACUUCCUGUUCAGCCACUAAUUAAUUAAUCAACAAAUAUUAAUUAAAAACAAUUUUUAUUUUUACUUAUAUCUCACUUGUAAUUUUGGAUAUGAUAAAAAAUAUAGUGUAUUAUACUUCUCAUCUCAUAGAGUGCUUCAUUGUUUUAAAAAACUCCAAUUAAAACUAUGCUUAAAAAUGUGCUUUGACCAUGCCAAAACUAGAAUGGUAGAAGAACAUCUCUUGAAACCUCCACAAGAGUUCGCCUUUCCAUUUUCAACCGUACUCAAUUCAACAUGAGUUCAUGUCAGCACUAUAUUCAACUCUUGAGGAAGGAAAACUGGGCAUUUUUGAAAGCCCCACUGGAACCGGAAAAUCAUUAAGUAUAAUCUGUGGGUCUUUGCGCUGGCUGUAUGAUCAUCUUGCCAGAGAAAGAAAUGUACUGGAGUCACAAAUACAGGCUUUGAAGAAGAAGGAAACACAAAUUGAAGAUGAAGGAGACUGGAUAAGUGGCCAAUCACAGAAGCUGGAGGCCGAAAGAGAACGAAGAAAACUGGAGGAGCUUCUCAAACUAAUGACUGAUAAUGAGAAUGAAAUGAAAAAGAUGAAAGAAAGAGUGAAAAACAAAGGCUCAAAGGGGAGGAAAACCAAGGUUGAUGAUGCUGGAGCCACAGUUAAGAAGACUAAAGGAUCUUGUAGUUGUCCUCACAUGAAAGUAUCACAGAAUAUUACUCAACUGAGUGAGGAAGCCUUGACUACUGUCCAAGAUGUUGAAGCUUUGGUAGACAAGGGGAGCAAGAUCUCAGCUUGUCCGUACUAUGCUACCAGAGCGGCUGUCACUAAUGCACAA